Molecule: messenger RNA, 673 nt
Organism: Verticillium dahliae VdLs.17
Lineage: Eukaryota; Fungi; Ascomycota; Sordariomycetes; Glomerellales; Plectosphaerellaceae
Exons: 2
Coding region: 41-673 (210 amino acids)
Biological process (GO): translation; mitochondrial translational initiation
Cellular component (GO): ribosome; mitochondrial small ribosomal subunit
Molecular function (GO): structural constituent of ribosome
Source: RefSeq, a predicted model, not a curated record
CCAAUCGUUGUGGCCUGUCAUCAUGGCGUCCGAACUCAGAAUGGCAAGCCGCCGCCUGCUUCAAGCAGGCGCUCUCCCCUGGAAGUCGACCAUGACCACCCGCACACCACCAGUCCCCUGGCCGCAACCGCGCCUCUUCUCCUCCUCCACCGCCGUCCUCGCCCCGCGCUCCGACGCCCCCGGCAAGCCGACCUGGGCAGCCCGCACCGCCCCCUCCCAGACCGCGAGCGCCGUGCCGCGGCCCCCGUCAUCGCCCCCCCGUGCGGCGGGCGGCUUCGCCGCGGCCACGGCGGCCUCCAAGUCGGCGGCCUCGGACCACGUCUACGACGCCACGUCGACCGACACGCUCGACCUCUCCAAGAUCAUCGCCGCCGAGUCGGACGACUUUCUGCGCAGCCACUACAGGGCGCCCAAGCCCGAGCUGCGCCUCAAGCCCGUUCUCGGCCGCACCAUUCACUGCACUGCCCGGCUCGACAUGGCCGGCGCCCUCAUCUUCCUGGGCAAGGCCAUGCGGGCCAACAACACGAAGGAGCUGGCGCGCCUGCAGAAGCGCCACGAGAGGCCCGGUCUCAAGAGGAAGAGGCUCAGGAGCGAGCGCUGGCGGGCCAGGUUCAAGAUUGGCUUUGCCGCCACCGUGUCGAGGGUGCAGGAGCUGCGGAACCAGGGCUGGUGA